Messenger RNA from Penicillium subrubescens, 273 nucleotides. RefSeq lists its product as uncharacterized. The record is from RefSeq and is a predicted model, not a curated record. Bases 1 to 273 code for a protein of 90 amino acids. The transcript has a single exon. NCBI's taxonomy places the organism in Eukaryota, Fungi, Ascomycota, Eurotiomycetes, Eurotiales, Aspergillaceae. Gene Ontology annotation, molecular function: monooxygenase activity. Gene Ontology annotation, biological process: secondary metabolite biosynthetic process.
AUGACUCGUGGAUUGCCAAAUAUUGAGACUCACAUUGAUUUGAUCAAGAAAUGGCCACUCCGAGACAAGCUUGAACCUAUCCUUCGCAAAGCAGACAAUGGACGAUUCAUCCAUACCCAACUCAGCUCAUGCCAGCCCCUGAAAACCUGGCGAUCUCCUCUUGGACGGAUGAUGGUCAUUGGAGACGCUGCGCAUCCCACUCCUCCAGCGUCCGCUCAGUCUGGAAGCCAGGCAAUUGAGGAUGGGCAGUUGUGGCCAUUGCCUUGGGGAUAG